GGGUCAGACCCUUGUCGAAUUGACCUGGAAUGCCCCAUAUAUAUACCUAUAUGUGAUUCUCUCUUUCUAUUAGCGCGGGACGGCGCGCUCUAGGGGUUCGUUCACACAUUUAUCCUCCGUGGCCAGUGAAGAAGCACAGGCUGUGACAAGUGCCUAAACUGUUAUCUGAUUGGUAGAAACGGCGCUGUCACUUUUUGAAUCCUUGGGCCUGAUGCUUUGGCACGUUGACUGAAGUAUAUUCUUGAGUCACGCCUAUAAGUUGCUUGCGAGUCGAAUGAGUUGGGUUGAGUUUAUAAGCCGGAAUAUCCGUGAUUAUAUUGAGGUUAAGUUAUGUCGGAGCUCAUUGAUUUGGCUUGGUCAAAUGAACGUGCUUAUGUAUGGAGUGCGGAAGAACGGAAUUCCGGAUGAUCAGAAGAAAUAUUUCAUGGACAUCGUAUGGAAACAUCCAGGGGAAUUAGCUGCCGAUCCGCAAUUCUUUGUCGAAGGACUUCCACGAUUCGAUGUUCAGCAAAAUCAUCUCAACGAUUGUUGGCCAAUCGCUUGUUUGUGCAGUCUUGCAAUGCACCCGAGAUUAUUGUAUCAAGUUGUACCGCAGGAUCAAGGCUUCGAGGAGGCGAAGUAUGCUGAAAUAUUUCACUUCAGAUCCUUCUGUACGGGACGUUCGCGUUCCAUGCUAAAUCGACAAACGUUAAUCUCCCAAAGACUUUUUAUUAUUUAAAGUCGAAUAAAGUUUCACCGUG
Messenger RNA from Neodiprion virginianus, 740 nucleotides. RefSeq names its product calpain-8-like. The transcript has 4 exons. The record is from RefSeq and is a predicted model, not a curated record. Gene Ontology annotation, cellular component: cytoplasm. The coding region runs from base 275 to 718 and encodes 147 amino acids. NCBI's taxonomy places the organism in Eukaryota, Metazoa, Arthropoda, Insecta, Hymenoptera, Diprionidae. Gene Ontology annotation, biological process: proteolysis. Gene Ontology annotation, molecular function: calcium-dependent cysteine-type endopeptidase activity.